Molecule: messenger RNA, 1694 nt
Organism: Polychytrium aggregatum
Lineage: Eukaryota; Fungi; Chytridiomycota; Chytridiomycetes; Polychytriales
Exons: 11
Coding region: 215-1552 (445 amino acids)
Biological process (GO): cyclic threonylcarbamoyladenosine biosynthetic process
Cellular component (GO): mitochondrial outer membrane
Molecular function (GO): tRNA threonylcarbamoyladenosine dehydratase activity; ubiquitin-like modifier activating enzyme activity
Source: RefSeq, a predicted model, not a curated record
GAUCAGACUCUCGGGCUGGACUUGUGCUGGAUCCAGCAGGUGGGCAGGCAGAGAAAAAACGGCAUGCGCAGCAGCCGGUUGUGUGGAUCGCAAUGCCCAGGCGACGGAAGGACGGCCGACUGCGACCCAGCGAUCGAACUCAUCGCAAUCUCAGCCAUCGUCUGCAAGCCAGCCCGCAAGCCAGCCCGCAAGUAAAUCCGCAACAUCGACUGCAAUGCUGACCCUUGCAGACUCCAGGACCACGCUGAUCGGCACCGCCCUGGCAGCCUCGGUUGUCACGGCCUGCACCAUCCUCGGCUUCCAGCGGUGGACCAAGAAAGCGGCCAUCAGCGAGUUCAAGCGAGAGCUCCAGGAGCAAAUCUCGGUCUCUGGCUCGGCCUUCUCGCAGCUCGGUGCAAGCGACCCUGCGGCUGAGGAGGAACUUGUUCGGGAGCAGCUCUCCCGUAACUAUGCAUUUUUGGGCGAAAACGGUGCAGCCCGGGUUCGGGGCUCGUUUGUGAUCGUCGUUGGAGUCGGCGGUGUUGGAAGCCAUGCGGCCCAUAUGCUCCUGCGUGCCGGCGUGGAGCGUCUUCGGCUGAUCGACUUUGAUCAAGUCACACUCUCGAGCCUGAACCGCCAUGCCGUCGCCACUCAGGCGGACGUGGGCACGCCCAAGGUCGUAUGCCUGCAGAGGCAUUUCCAGAAGAUCUUUCCCAAAGCGAAGGUCGAGGCUUGCGUCGAAAUGUUCCAGCUCAACAGCGCCGGGGGCCUGUUGAAUGGCAACCCAGACUUUGUUUUGGAUUGCAUCGACAACCUCCAAACCAAGAUCCAGUUGAUCAAGUACUGCUAUGAAUCCAAGCUGCGCGUCAUUUCAUCGAUGGGAGCCGGUGCCAAGGCGGAUCCCUCCCGCAUCCAGAUUGCGGACAUCAGCGAAACUUAUGAGGAUCCGCUUGCAAGAACUACUCGUCGCGCUCUCAAGAAGGAAGGAAUCGAGUCUGGUGUCCAGGUGGUCUACUCGACCGAGAAGCCGGGCACUGUCAAGCUCCUUCCCCUGGACGAGGACAAGGUUUCGACGGCACAGGAGUUUGCUACGCUCCCAGACUUCCGAGUCAGAAUCCUACCAGUGCUUGGCACCAUUCCCGCCCUCUUCGGCAUGGCGAUGGCAUCGUAUGUCAUCACGGAGCUGGCACACUUCCCGACAAGCCCGCUGGCGAUCAAAAAUCGCGAGCCCACAUACACUCGUAUCCAUCGCGACAUCUGCAACCGUGAGAAGGAUGUUUAUGCUUCCAGCCCCCACAUCCCACUCAGCAUUGCCGACGUUGGAUAUAUCUUUGAUGAGAUCUGGCGCGGACGCAGCGCCCUCUCGGGAGCCAUGGACAAGGUCACGUUGUGCCGGUGGGACCGCACAAAGCCCAUCAGCUUCGGUAACGUCGUGUGUCUCUCCAAGACCGAAGCGGCCAAGCACGAUUUGCUGGCGCCGGAGCAGCUGGAGGAGCACUACGGCCCCGAGUUCAUCGCGUUAGUCCGCCGGAAGUUCGAAGAGGAACGGGAAAUCAACAAGUGGAGGCUGUAGACGGGUGUCUGUUGAUGAUGAGUGUCUGCUGAUGAGUGCCUGCAGAAAAGGAGUGUCUGGAACGGAUACGGAUGUGCAAAUCAGAUAGUGCGACCCGGCUCGCCACUCCGGCAAUGAAAAUACACCAACAGGAUCAUCUCGA